Molecule: messenger RNA, 2881 nt
Organism: Nycticebus coucang (slow loris)
Lineage: Eukaryota; Metazoa; Chordata; Mammalia; Primates; Lorisidae
Product: cysteine-rich protein 2
Exons: 8
Coding region: 1683-2336 (217 amino acids)
Source: RefSeq, a predicted model, not a curated record
GCCAGCCUGCAUACCUUCCCUCCUCCUAGCGCCUCUAGCCUGGCCCCUGCUCUCAGAAUUCCAGCCCUGCUCAGGCUUUCCUUCCUGCCCUCUUCCCCUCCACCCUUUCCUGUCUUGUUCCCCUGGGGAGGCCCCAGCUUCUGUCUGUUGGGGGGUGGCCUAGCAGCCCCAACUAGGGGUGGGGGAGAGGCACCUGACUCUCAGCAGCUGGUCUCUCAGCAGUGGAGAUAGUAGGAUAGGGGGAAAUGUCAGGGCUGAAGAUGAGGAAGCCGCAUUCAGAUAGAUGAGAGUCCCCUGGGAGGUCUCCAGAGGGGCAGGGAUGCCGUGGGCUCAGGGCUGCUCCCUCAAAAGGGCUGUGCCAGUUCCAUUAGUGAACCCUCUGUGAGGGAGGAUAGGAUGUCUGAGGCAGGGCAGGUGUGUGAAGGAAGCAUGCGGAGGAGGCAGGUGUGUGAUCAUGAGGCAGGUGUGUGUGAGACAGGUUGGAGGAAGGUAGGUGUGUGUAAAGAAGAUGUGGGGGAAAGCCAGGUGUGUGUGAGUGUGAUGCAGGUGUGGAGGGGAGACAGGUGUGUGUGAGGCAGGUGUGUGGGGAGACAGGUGUGUGUGAGUGUGAUGCAGGUGUGGAGGGAGGACAGGUGUGUGUGAGGCAGGUGUGUAGGGGAGACAGGUGUGUGUGAGGCAGGUGUGUAGGGGAGCCAGGGGUGUGUGAGGCAGGUGUGUAGGGGAGACAGGUGUGUGUGAGGCAGGUGUGUAGGGGAGACAGGUGAGUAGGGGAGACAGGGACGUGUGAGGCAGGUGUGUAGGGGAGCCAGGGGUGUGUGAGGCAGGUGUGUAGGGGAGACAGGUGCAUGUGAGGCAGGUGUGUAGGGGAGACAGGUGUGUGUGAGGAGGUAUGUAGGGGAGACAGGUGUGUAGGGGAGACAGGUGUGUGUGAGGCAGGUGUGUAGGGGAGACAGGUGCAUGUGAGGCAGGUGUGUAGGGGAGACAGCUGUGUAGGGGAGCCAGGGGUGUGUGAGGCAGGUGUGUAGGGGAGACAGGUGUGUGUGAGGCAGGUGUGUAGGGGAGACAGCUGUGUAGGGGAGCCAGGGGUGUGUGAGGAGGUGUGUAGGGGAGACAGGUGUGUGUGAGUGUGAUGCAGGUGUGUAGGGGAGCCAGGUGUGUGUGAGGAGGUAUGUAGGGGAGACAGGUGUGUAGGGGAGUCAGGGGAGUGUGAGGAGGUGUGUAGGGGAGACAGGUGUGUGUGAGGUAGGUGUGUGUGAGGCAGGUGUGUAGGGGAGACAGGUGUGUGUGAGUGUGAUGCAGGUGUGUAGGGGAGCCAGGGGUGUGUGAGGAGGUGUGUAGGGGAGACAGGUGUGUGUGAGGCAGGUGUGAAUGAGGCAGGUGUGGGAGGGGUGGAUGGAUGUAAACACAGGCACAGUCCCAGCAGGAGUUGUGGGUUUAACAGGUGCUUGAGACAGACCCACUGGUAGAACCACCACGGGGGUGGGGGGUGACCCAGAGUCAGAGGGAGAGCAGGAGCUGAGGCUGGGCGCGGGGCCCAGUGAAGGCCUUCGACCUGAGGCUAAUAGAAUUUAUCUAAGGGGUGCAGCUAGGUGGAAGGCACUGCUGAGCCUGGAGCACCUAGGAAGUGGAAAACAGGAGGUGACUUGGAGCUUGUGGGGGGCGGUGGCUGCCAAGCAGGGUGAAUGAGAGCAGCGGGGCAGGCAGCGGCCUGCGGUGCGUGGGGUCCCGCGCUAACAUCCCCUCCCGCCGCAGCCGAGAAGGUGAGCUCUCUGGGUAAGGACUGGCACAAGUUCUGCCUCAAGUGUGAGCGCUGCAACAAGACGCUGACGCCCGGGGGCCACGCUGAGCACGAUGGGAAGCCGUUUUGCCACAAGCCCUGCUACGCCACGCUGUUCGGACCCAAAGGAGUGAAUAUCGGGGGCGCUGGCUCCUAUAUCUAUGAGAAGCCCCCGGCGGAGGGGCCACAGGUGACCGGCCCCAUCGAGGUCCCGGUUGCCCGAGCAGAGGAGCGUAAGGCGAGUGGCCCCCCCAAGGGGCCCAGCAAAGCCUCUAGCGUCACCACUUUCACCGGGGAGCCCAACAUGUGCCCUCGCUGCAACAAGAGAGUCUACUUUGCCGAGAAGGUGACAUCUCUGGGUAAGGACUGGCACCGGCCUUGCCUGCGCUGUGAGCGCUGUGGGAAGACGCUGACCCCAGGCGGGCAUGCGGAGCACGAUGGCCAGCCGUACUGCCACAAGCCCUGCUAUGGAAUACUCUUCGGACCCAAGGGUGUGAACACCGGGGCGGUGGGCAGCUACAUCUACGACAGGGAUCCCGAAGGCAAAGUCCAGCCCUAGGCUGUAGCUCCCUCCGUGGCCAGAAGGCCUUCUUCCUCUUGCCAGACCCUGCCCUGUGCCUGGUGGCUGCCUCAGCGUCCUGCCUACAAGCCCUGCCAGAGUCAGAGGAGGGGCAGUGGCAAGGGCCGAUGUCCACCCAUGUGUCUGGGGGUGCCUGCCGCCCUCUGUCUUCCUCUGAAGGUCCCCAUCACCCCCUUUUGUGUCUGUGUGCUCCAUGUACACGUGUGUUCUUGUGUGCCUCUGAACCCCAGGGGCACUCUAUGUGUCUCCCUUCCAGCAUUUCUGUGUGUCCCUGUGUGCCCUGUGGGUCUCUGAGGUGGCUGUCCUGCUCCCCCUCUCCUGCUGCCCCUGGCCCUCCUGCCAGUGUUAUUUAUGCCCCCUUGCCGGUGAUGGCCACGCCCCUCACGUUGUCUCCCAGGUGGAGUGUGUCCCUGCUCAGGGCCUUCCGCCUGGCUCCCACACUGCCUUGCAAGCUCCCCCUGCCACCACACGUGGUUCACUUCCCCACUGAGAUUUUGCUAUCAGUAAAAGGUUUGAGGAUCAUA